GAUAGCCGAGAAACAUGAGAUAAGUUGCUUGUUUACUUGUAGAUUUUAUUUGUAAAUAAAUGGUUUUCACGUUUGAUUCUCAAUAUAUAGUGAACAUUAAGCUUCAUAAGCAUUCGUACGUCUUAUAUAAAUUCAUCGCGCAAGCAUAUCUUUUUUUGUAUGAUCUGUGAUUACGACCGCAUAUCACGUUUGAGGUUAAUGUAGCGUGGCAUACGAUUAUUGUUUGUAUUGUAAAUACUUUUUAUCAUUUAUUUUGACUCAAUAAUUGUAGUAAAGCUCACGAAAAGUACAAGUUUGUAAAAAAAUUUUAUCAAAAUGUCGCAAGAUGAAUCCUGCCAAGUUCGACAAAAUAAUGAAUUAGAAGUUUUAAAGUCUAUCUUUGGAAAUGAAUUACGUGAUCUACGUACAGCUAAACAAAAAAAAAAAGGUUAUCCAUUGGAUAUUUUAAUUACUUUAAUACCACAGAAAGGUAUGUCUGGUCCAGUGGAGGUUUAUGCCCAGGUUGAUUUACAAGUGACCUGUAGUGAUAACUAUCCUCAAGAAGUCCCAAAACUUGAGCUAAAAAAUAGCAAAGGUGUAUCUCAUAGACAUUUAGCAGAACAUUUGUUAGAGUUGCAAAAUCUUGCUGAAAAGUUGAAAGGAGAAGUUAUGAUAUUUGAUAUUUGUCAAUACGUACAGUCUUUUCUCAAUGAGCACAACAAACCUGGGUAUAGUAGUUUUUACGAAGAAAUGGUAUUGAAAAACCAAGAGAGGAUUCAAGUUGAAUUGCAAGAGAAACAGCUGAAAGCAGAUCAAGAACGACAAGUAUUGCAAGAUGAGGUUUUGAAAAGACAGGAAGUACUUAAAGCGGAACUGCGCAAUCGUCACGAACCAACGCGCCUAUCACUUGAAUCUGAUGCAAUUAUAUCACAGUCAAUAUCAUCUUCUCCUCUGGAAAGAGUUAAAACAUUUUCAAGGAGAAGAUGUAUGAGCACAUCUGAAAGUUCUGGAACUUCACUGUGUGAGCAUCAAGGAAUUAAGCUAAUACAUUUUGAUAAUAAUAAGAGUGAAAGGCAAGUUUACAGAGGUAAAUGUCUGGGCCAUAGUUCAAAAGGAUCAAUAGUGUAUGCUGGAGUAGAUAUAACAACAGGAGAACUCCUGGCAAUAACAGAGUGGAUUGUAAAGUUUGGAAAAUCAAAAGUUCUCGAUGAUGGAGAAUCAUUAGAUCAACAAAGCAUAAUGAAAGCAAUAGCCAGUAUUGAGCAAGAACUGAAUCAUUUAAAUAAACUACAUCAUGAUAAUCUAGUGCAUUAUUUGAAUAUGAAGUAUUUACAGGAUCAAGACAAUAUUAUCAUUUACAUAUUGCAAGAAUUUGUGGUUGGCACUACUUGUUCAUUUUAUCUUACAGAACGCAUUCCAGUGGCUGCAGAUAUGCUGAGAUAUUUGACUUUGGGAAUCUUAAGUUCUCUCAAAUACCUACAUGAAAACAAUGUAGUGCACAAAGAUUUACGAGACUCGAGUGUACAUAUUGAUCAAACUGGGCUAGUUCGACUUUCGGACUAUUCUCUGGAUAAACGAUUGUCAGACAUUUAUCAGUCUAAAUCUAUUGCUAAAGUAGAGAAUGAUUUUCCUACAAUACAAGGAAGAGGUGGAAAAAAGGCUGAUAUUUAUAGAUUAGGUAUACUUUUAUUAUCCCUAUUAAAAGGUUCAAUUGUGUCGCAGAAAGAAGUGGAAAUUGAUUUUACAUUUCCGCCUGAUCUAAGAGAUUUUUUAAGCAAAUGCUUAGAUGACAAUGAAAGAAAUCGUUGGUCUGCGGAACAAUUACUAGAACACGGUUUUUUAAAAACUCCCAUUGAACGUGGUUUAUCUCCACCUAAACAACAUAACAAUCAGAAUAAGAAUGUGAUUCAACCGGAAGAAGAAUCUAACGCGGAUGUGCAAAUACAUUCACCUGCUUAUGGUGGUCAGUCACGUAUUCAUAAUGAAUUUGAACUGCUCAAGUGGUUGGGUAAAGGUGCUUUCGGAUGCGUUUUAAAAGUUAAAAACAAACUUGAUGGUGGCAUCUAUGCUUUAAAAAGAAUCGAAUUGAAUCCGAAAAAGAAACAUCUACACAAAAAGAUCACAAGAGAGGUGAAGCUAUUGUCUCGAUUGAAUCAUGAAAAUGUUGUCCGUUAUUAUAAUUCUUGGAUUGAAAGCGCAAAAGUGGAUGAUGAUUCGAUACACAGUCGUCUCACGCCAACUACGUCAACUAAACUAAACUCAGAUAAAACUUCAAAUCCUGACGAAGACUUUGGUAAUGCGAAGAUUAAGUGGAAUGUUUCUCAUGAAACACGAGCGAAGGCUACGAUUGCAGGUAAUCGCAAAAAAGACAAUGUUGACCGUUCUAGCGAUGAGUCCGAUAGUGAUGACGGGUGGUUUGUUAGUAUGGGAAAGAAAGACGACUCGUCGUCGGGAGGUAUUGUAUUUGUACCUGAAACAUCCCCGGAGAAAGAUGAGGUACAGGAUUUACAAGACGAGGACCAAAAUAAACAAGAGACUAAAAACGGUUCCACAACCCCGAAAGAAAUUCAAUUUAUGUAUAUACAGAUGGAAUUUUGUGAGAAAAGCACACUAAGAACGGCAAUAGACAAUGGAUUACACAAAGAUGAGGAAAGAAUAUGGCGUUUGUUUCGGGAAAUCGUUGAAGGUUUAGUGCAUAUACAUCAGCAAGGUAUGAUUCAUAGAGAUCUCAAGCCAGUAAACAUUUUUUUGGACAGCAAUGAUCACGUGAAGAUUGGCGACUUUGGUUUAGCAACAAAUAUUAUAUCUGAUUAUUUUCUAGAGAGCUUGGAAAUGGAUGAUCUUAGAUCAUUGACAGGCCACAUUGGUACAGCGUUAUAUGCUGCUCCAGAAUUAUCAGAAAAGGCUGCAAAAGCUAUUUACAAUCAAAAGGUUGAUAUUUACAGUUUGGGCAUAAUAUUUUUCGAGAUGUGUUCUGAGCCAUUAAGCACUGGUAUGGAAAGGGUACAAGUCCUUAUGAAUCUUAGAUCGAAAGAAAUUAUUAUGCCUGAUGAAUUAAGCAACAAUCAGGCGAUGUCAAAUAAAGUCAAUCUUUUACGUUGGUUAUUGAAUCACGAUCCAAGUCAAAGACCAACCUCGCAAGAAUUAUUGUCUUCUACUUUGCUACCACCGCCACAGCUUGAAGAAGAUGAGCUUCAAAAAAUGGUUCGCCAUACUUUGUCAGAUGUACAAAGUAAAGCCUACAAAUACCUUAUUUCCUCUUGCUUCUCUCAAGAGAUGAUACCCGCAGAUGAUAUUACCUAUGAUAUGAACGUGCCGACAAAAGGAGUUCCUAAUUUUCAAAUCCUUAGUUCAUUUCAAGAAAAUAUCAAAUCAAAAGUCAUCGAAGUAUUUCAAAGGCACGGAGGAGUAUGCUUCACUGCACCAUUGUUCAUGCCAAAACUAGGUUCACUUUACAGUCAGACAGAUACAUGUGUUCGUGUAAUGACUCGUAAUGGUAGUAUUGUUACUAUUCCUCACGACUUACGCGCACCUUUUGCACGCUAUGUUGCACGUAACAAUAUUUUCAAUAUUAGAAGAUACUCAAUAGGAAGGGUGUACAGAGAGAAGAAGGUUAGUGAUUUUCAUCCUUGUGAGUUGUACGAGUGUGCCUUUGACAUCAUUAGCCCAAAGGCAAACAACUUGAUGUCAGAGGCUGAGCUUAUUUACAUCGCCUGGGAGAUUUGUAAUGAGAUACCUCACCUCAAGGAACGGAACUUUAUCGUCCGUAUUAAUCACACGUCGUUGUUGCAAGCUGUUCUAAUGUACUGUGGCGUCGAACGUGAAAAGUAUCAAGAUAUAUAUUCAAUGCUAUGCGACGCACGUGAGGGUAAAUUUUCGCGCUUCCAAGUGCAGACUCACCUGAUAAGCUUGUGCCUUACUGAUCAGGCGAUGGAGACACUAUUCAAUUUGUUUGAGACCGAAAAUUCGAUGGCGAAAAUCAAUAGCAUUCUCAAGACAAUUACAAAGAGGAAAGGAGAUUCGGCGGCACUUGCAAAAGAAGGCAUCGGAGAAAUUGACGAAGUUAUAGCUCACAUAGAAGCGCUGGGAGUAAAGUGGCCAGUCACAAUUACGCCACUGUUAGUGCACAACAUUAAUCAACAUAGUGGUGUAAUUUAUCAAAUCACUUGUGAAAUUAAGCGACGAAAAAAACGAGGUGGACAGGAAGUAAUUGCUGCUGGCGGAAGGUAUGACAAGAUGCUAGCGUCUUUCCGAGAGGUCUUAGAGCGCACAAAUUUGACAGGCAAGGAAAACAAGCAAUAUGGCGCGGGAAUUAGCAUAUCACUUGACAAGUUGGCAUAUGCGUCAUGCGAAUCAUCUGAAGAAGAUCUAUACUGGAAUAGAAAAUGUGCCGUCGACGUAGUAGUCUGCUGCGUGGACGGAGAACCUCGUCGUAGAAAGGAACUUGCUGAUGUUUUGCGUGAACUUUGGUCAUUAGGUCUCAAAGUAACUUCCUUGGACUUUGAUACGUCUGAAGAGGUUUUGGAAUAUUGUCGAGAAAGUGGUAUCAGUCAAGUAAUAUUGCUGAAAAAAGACGAAAAAACCCACUUGAGGAUACAUACUUGGGAGAGAGAGAGAUAUCAAGAACGUAAGAUUAGUAUUUAUGACCUGGGUGACCAAAUCCAACGUCAAAGCGAGAACGUUGCACCGAUUUCGCUCAAUAGAUCUGAAAGUAAAAUAAGUACCAAUUCGGAAGUAAAUGUCUCGAGUACCCCUCACAACGUUAAUAUUAACUUUGUCCUCUCCGAACGUGAUAAAUUGUCUGGAAGUGGCAGAAGAAGUUACAAAAAUAGCAUUGCCACACAAUUGUCUUCUUAUAUGCAGAGAAUUUCACCCAAAGUUCCUAUCGAAGUAUUUGCAGUUUCUCUUGAAGUGACUGUCGUUCGGACCAUCACCAAUUUUUUGGAGAUUGACGACAGUGAGCAGACCUUCCAAAAAAGCGUUCAAGUAUUGAUAGACAAGCAUCCGCGUCAUAAAAAGUAUAUAAAGCAGAUUUGUGACGAAAUGUGGGAAAUUCGUACAGAUAAACCACGUCCUGUUUUGAUUCUUUACAGUUUGACAGACAGCAAAUUUACACUGCUGUGGAAAAUGUCCAAGAGUCUGGGGUUACUCGAGAUCGAGAAGUGCAUCGCUUCGAGGUUAUGGUACACAGCCUCUGCUAUCCUUACCAGUGAAAUCGAGAACCACUACCUGGCCAACUAUACCAAGAACGACAUCGAGCAUCUGCUCCAAUUAAUUCACAAUGCUAUAAUUUCCAUCGAGAACAGACGGCAAUAUGAGUGGAUUAGUCAUAAUUUGUUAUUGUUGCUCGAUAAGCGCAAUUCAGCAAAAACCAAAGAAAAAUUGGAUCUUAUAGAAUUUCAUUCCAAUUUGAAAUUAAUCAGCAAUGAAUUACCAGAAUUUGUUGAAAAGGAACUGUUAGAAUUAUUUCAAGCAAUUUUAAAUGCCAAGCAAAGAACCACUUCGUAUACCAACAAGAUUUCUACAAAGUCCCUUGAAUUUUUAGAAACUAUUUUAUGUACAAAGCCAACACUCACUUGUUGGCUUAUUAAUGAUUUAUUGUAUUUAUGGCCUACAUCUGAUUCAGUUUUGCAAGAUGUUUAUUCAUGUGCUUUGAAAAUUAUCAUCGAUAAAGACAAUGUAAACAAACACUUGGGUGCUAUAUUGUGUAUAUUAUCUCAAUUAAAUCUCACAGAGUGUAAAGAAGAUCAGUUGUUGAGUUGGCUUUAUUCACAUCUAUAUAAGCUGCAUAACUCUGAUCAAAUAGAAUUAGCACUAUACUCCAGGAAGAAUGCAAAAUUUUUAAAUGAAUGGCACAAGUUCUUAGAUGAUAAGAAUUUUAGAUCAAUACCCAUUGAUAAUCUAAGUAGUGCUAACAAGAUUAGCAAUGUUGUAUUUCUGACUAAUGGCAAUAAUGUAAACAAGCCCUAUCUACAUGCUAAAGAGCUCACCUUGAGAGUAAUUAAGCGAGAAGUGCAUUGGCUGUUGGAUAUUUUGGACAUAUGUGCAGUAUUGGUCGAGAAUGGAGAAUACGACAAAACUUCGAGAAUCCUAUCCUGCCCAUUACUCCGAAAUUUAUGGCCGUCGCUGCUGCUGCACUAUCUGCACAAUUUACCUCACAUACCAAUCACUACCGAAACGAUUACAUGGCAGAGAAGUCUGAAUAUUUGCGAGUCCCUCAAAUUUCUACUGACCAAGUGCUGCUACGCACAGUACGAGUACAACGAGCCGAUUCUUGUCAACCUCAAUGCUUGUCUUAAUAGUCGUCUCGCAGUGGUUAAGUGGAUACUCGAGUACCGUAGAAAGAACUCAACCACUGUCACCGAUCCAAACCUGUCAGUCAAGCGAAUACUGAAUGGACUUCAAGACUAUUGUAUUCUAUCCGUUCUCAAGAAAAAUAUCGAUAUUCACGAAUGCAACUAUAACGAUUUGGAAAACCUACUAAAAGAUAGAGAUGAGGCCGUGCGAGUAUUUGUUUCUUAUCGAGCGAUGCAGAUUGCGUUGAAGGCUAUCAUUGCCAGUGAGUCGUAUAAAUUAAGAUUAAAGGACAGCACUGCGAGUUACUUCAUGGAUAUGGAGACUCUUAUAAACACGAUUAAUCCGCUGGCACUUCGUCUUGAGGUAGUCGAAAACGUGUUCUCUAUGCUGUUUCUUCGUCACGAUGCACACUUCAACGUUUCCGAGGGUACCUCUGAGGAAGAGGACUACGAAAGUACUUUUGUGGAAAAAGAGCGUCAGAGCUCGGCGUAUGAAAGUCGCGAGUCGGAGACGCAUCGAACGCGCUACGGAUUCGUCUCUAAUAAACAUUCGGUCAAGAAAAUACUGAACCACUUAAAACGUUGCAUCAUUCAAGUAGGCAUUGACUUUGCAAAGCUCAGACGAAAAGUUGGCGAUACGAUGGACCUAAAAGCAGUGCAAAAGAGAAUCUUUGCCAUAGACAACGUAUUAUCCGAUGCAUUUUGGCGUCUUGAGCUGUUGACUUGUGGCGACGUAAUAGAAAGUCGCGAAGAGUUGCUCAUUGAAAAUGCCAUUUCUUCGCCGACCAGCGAGUCCGAAACGGACGAGAAGCUGAACUUCUCCUUUAGGAUGAAAAGUAAGUCGAUAUUUUACAAUCAGCAGAACGAGAGCUCCUCCGAAGAUGGUGGCAAGGAUCUCAAGUGUGACGUCGACGUAUCCUCGGAAACAGGUUCCACAGACGCCAUCGCAGUUGGUCCGAAGCGCAGGAAGAGAAGCAAAAACUUGGUAACGCCUAUCGAUGGGACAAGCUUGAAGAAUACCAACUCGAAAUUUAUCGUCAACCUCAUGUUGGCGUCGAAGGAGAGUUUAGUGCUACAGUGCUUAUGGAAGGCCGACUAUCCUCGAGCACAACAGGUCAUCGAAAUAUUUAACCUGAAGAGCACGCAGCUAGAUGGGCACGUUCGAUUUUCGAAAGCCAUGCAAAAUUUCAGACACGAAAUGCUGAAACAAUCGAAUUCCUUGGAUACUGUAGAUUCUACCAAGAAAAACAAAGAACUCCAUCUCUUUGAGAAUGUCAGGCGAGCAGCGCAAGGCGGUUUCCAAAGCUCGCGAAUCGCAAGCCAACUCGAGACUUUCAUUGCCUCGCAAGAGGCGAACGCUCAUCUCCUCGCGACCGAGUCUCUGAGUACUCGUGAAAUUCUCACCUUGUGCGUCCUGGACUUGGCAUUGACAUUGACCUCGACUUCAAACCAUCAGACCAGUUUACUCGAUGUGGCUCAAAAAUAUCUGAAGCUUUCUCGCAAGCUUGAGGGUACACGUCACGCUGACCAUUUUCUUAAGGUAUAUCGUCUAGUGCAAGAAACAAGUCCGACAAGGUCGGUGCCAAGUUUGCUGUGCGAUGCUUCAAUCCCCUUGAAACUCCAGGACUGGAGGGAGAAGACAGAGUUUUGGAGUCAGCUCUCGGAGAAGACUAAGCAAUUUCAAGCGACUCAGUGGCUGUUAGAUCAAUUGGAUAAUAGUAAGAUUAACGACAAUGGACCUGCGCUCACUGGUCAAACGGUCUUCCACGAGGUCAUUGCUCUCUGCGGUAAUGGCGAGAGCUAUCUGCACAAGAUUUUGGCUCACCUAGAAAUACUGUACUCUAUUGUUCCUCACGAUGAACGAAUUGACACUAAGACAGAGUCAGUCUUGCUCAGCAAUUCGGUAGAUUCCUACUUCGGGCAUCAAGUCUUCGAUUUGAACAUCGAACCUGAAAGUCUCGAAAUAAUAGCCAAUAAACUUGGAGUUAAUUUAGUUCAUAAUAUUUUAGUUAAUUGUUGCCCUAAGCUUACUUGUUAUGAUUCGUUAUGCACUUUAUGUAGCGAUACAUGGGGCUGUAUAGUUCUAAAUAAAAAUUUAGAUAAUAAAGAUGUGACUGAACACAAAGCACUUGAUCCAAAUCAGUGCGUGGUAGAUAUUUUGUUAGAGUUGCUUGAAACUAUUAAGCGCUUGUAUCCAGAUUGUGCAAGGAUAUUAAAUAAAGAUUUGGAUGAUUUAUCAAAGGACACAAAAAUCCAGCAGAUUUUGGCUAAAUCGUCCAUACUAGAAACAAUAGACUUGAGUGAAUUAUCAGUCGGCGAGCAUACUUUAGCUUUCUUUAUAAACCUAUGGAACCUAUUGUUUCUUCAUACGCUACUGACUUUCUGGGUUGGCGAUCCCCCAUCAAACUCAUUGCGACAUUUCAUUUCAUUGUCAUCGGUUAGUUAUCACGUUGGAGAUUUGGGACGCAUUUCUUUGUCAACAUUAAGGUCCAAACUUCUCGCUUGCAUGGCGUGGGAUUCUGAAUUCUUCUCACGCACUGAAGAUCUAAAUGAAGAAGCUUGGCAGGAUCUCGAUCUUGUUCACGAUCCUCGUGCCAUUUUUGCCAUGAUAAAUGAAUUUCACGAAACUCCAGCUAUUCAUAUUUACUAUCCACAAAAUUUAAAUAAAGACUUGAAUCAGAGACUGUGCGAUUAUUUAGACUGUUAUUCUAAAAAAGAAUCAGAACUUAGUGAUAUUAGUAAUGAAAACUUAAAAGAUGGAAGACGAAUCGUACGUUUACCGGAUCUCGUUGAACGUUACGAAAAGUUUGUAGAGAAAAAUUUAACAAAUUCAAAUUACAUUAAUGUGAGUCAUAUGCAUUCGCCUCAAACGAAUUUUUCCCUGACUGACUAUUUUGGCACAUUGGAAAAUUUCAUUCGUAAAUACGAGGUACAUACAAUUUCAUUCGAAAUAUCCCUUAAGUUAGACGAACUGAAAUCUGUAAAAAGUGAGUCGACGAUGAAACGAAGUCUUAGCUCUAGCCAUAAUAAUUCCACGGCCUGGAUAUCCAGAUCGAUCAAACCCAAUGUAUUGCAUUACUUGGAUGGCCAUUGUUGGCUGCUAUCGUAUUUAGUUAAACGCGUUCAUAAGGAAACGUCAUCCAUGCUAGAAAGUGGCUGUGACAAUUUACAAAGAACUACCUGUCUCGAAAAUAUUGCCACUUCACCGUGGAUUGCGACGUUGGCCAGGGCGCUGUUUGAUGAUAAUCCAACACUAGCCAGUAUACACGAUAAUCUAUCACUGAAUGAUUUGUGGAUGUACUUUGAAAAAUGUUUGAACGAUGAUCGAAUUCAAGACUGUCUAGAUGUGAUUAACGCAUUGCCAAGCAAAUUAUUAAAUAAAUCGACGGAGAUACAGUGCUUGAAAGAUAAACUAUUGUGCCAGAUGAUUGAGAAAAUGGAAAAGAGUUCGGAUGCUGAUAAGAUUUUACAAUGUGUUUACCAAAUCAAGGACAUUAAUGUGUUAACACAAACUAUACUUUCCAACAUAAACAAAUGGCCUGUUCAUUUAUGUCAGAACGCUUUAUUCCAUGCAUUGCAUCAUACAGACAGGCAUAAACUUCCAUCGCAUUGUAAAUUUAAAAUGAACGAGACCCUUUGUAGAGUUACCGUUUUUUACAAAAUGUUACCCUACUACAAGAACAAGGAAUUAGAUUCCAGAGAAGCUACUUGGUACGAUGUACUUUACUGCACCGAAAAAACUGAUCCAGUCUGCAUUGUUCAAUCAUUAAUUGAAGCCAAUAAGUUUGAACUUUGUCUCGAGUGGUUGGAAUAUCAGGCAUUCUCUUUGGAAAUUCAAUCGUUAGUUUCCCAAGAUCUUUUUUUAGGAUUAUUAAAAACCGACGAGACUGACUUUAAAAAUGCUCGUAAACUUUUAAAAGCACUUCCGGUGAAACAAUCGGUAAAAAUGUGCAAAAACGUUCUCAAACGAUUAGAAUCAAUCACAGCAAUGAGAUUUGUCAUUGAAUACUUACUUGAACACUGUGAGCCAGAAAAAAUGCUUUUAUAUUACAAAACACAAAUCGGCGUAGAAAUUCUCGAUCAAAUGGAACCUAAAGAAAGGAUUCAUUAUAUUCACUUGAUAAAAGAGCCACUUUUGAUGUUGGAGCAACUAUUAAUGAAUUGCAAAUUUGAAAAUUUGCGGAAAAUUUUUAACGUUGUUCAAAGAUCGGAUGAUCUUAAAAAAGCUGAUUUUUCUAUAGAAAAUUUUGAUAAAAUAGUUAGAUUUUACGCAGGAAAAUCUUUAGACUUUCGAGUAUCGUUGCAACGCGAUGGUGUGGAUUCUAAAAAUAAAGAUUCAGCUUCUAUAACGUCGUCGUUGGACAUCGAAAGUCGAAAUGGUGAAUUUGUCAUGCCAACGAACGUGCCAACCAAGGAAGAAUGGAUUCCCAACGACAAAGCAAGAGAAUGUAAUUGUUGUAAAGCAGUCAUAUUCUCGAUGUUUAACCGUCGGCAUCAUUGUCGUCGUUGUGGUCGCGUUGUUUGUGCAGCUUGUUCGCAACAACGAAUGCAAGUUUCUGGCUACCCGAAAUCUGUGCUGGUGCGAGUCUGCGACGAUUGCAAGAGGCAAACAAUUCUCCAACAGCAGGCAGCACAAGGAACAUCAUCAGGUGCAAGCAGUGUUGCCCUGGAAUGUUGGAAGCUUACCACCGACGAGACGCAUAAUCAAUCUGUUCGAGACGAAUUUUCCUUCGAGUACGCUCCGAAUAUAUCUCUGUGCCUUGCAAUCCUCAGUCUGCAUUCGGAUCAUAAAGCUUACGCGAGCUUUCUACUUGAUCGAUGCGACGAGAUGAAAAGGCUCCUGCAGCCGAUGAAUGGCGGACGUGUCAAUCCGGAGAUUGAUCAUGCACUGAUUAUCAAAAUGAUUCGAUCUUUACUGGUGGCAGUCAAAGUUAAGUGUGCCAAACUUGGUUUGAAUGCCGGACUGGCACACUGCGAUCGCUUUCUCUCGCAAGUCGAUUUGAUCUCGACGCUCGUUCAAUCCGAUUGUCUCGCACUUAUACCCACGGACGAUAGUUUGGACGAGCAUGCACUUAGAAAAUUACGAGAUUUAUUAACCGAAAAAGAACAGUGGACAUUAGCUCUCGAUGUUAGCACUAAAUCGGGACUGGAUACUCAAGGAGUCUGGGCUGCUUGGGGAAAAGCUUGCUUAAAGGCUGGUUAUUUUGAUCGAGCAAGAUCAAAAUUUUCUCAUUGUUUAGAGAAAGUUGUUUAUGAAAAUAAUGAUGAUUGGGUAUUUUUAUCAUAUCCGGAUGCAGAAAAUGCUAGCAAAAGUAGCGAGGAUUCACUAGACAUGCCAAGGCAAAGAAAAACAAACGAUGUUUCAUCUAAUCGUAAACGAAAAACAGCUAAAUGCCGUCCCAUGAAAGAUCCACCUCUGCUUCUAGAAGUUUUGCAGAUUUUGGAAAAUCAAAGUCAACUGAAUCCCGAUAAUUUACAAAAUGCACAGUCAAAGCCCAAUGUAGCUCAAGAAAUUAUCACAACUCUCAAUAGUUUGAAAGCGGUGAGCCAGGGUCAGUGCUCUUUCGUUCGCAAUUGGAAUACUCGCAAUAUUUAUUAUGAGGAAAGUCUCUACUACCUCGUCACUUAUGGCAGCUAUAAUUCAAUACUCGAGUUUUUCGUCAAACAUGAAGAGUUUAACAAGUGCCUCGAUUUCAUAGUAGAAAAUAAAGUCGAUCCCGAUCUUUUUUUUAACGCCGUGUACUUGCGCUGUUUAAGUUUGGGCUUUAUUGAUAAACUGCUCAAUGCAAUGCGAAUCGAUGAUGUCAGCCUUUUGUCUUGGAAAAAGUAUCUGGUUUACACUUGUCACAGUCUCAACAAAAAGCAAUACCUUCACACUCUCUAUCACUUGCAACUGUUUAUGCGAGACUUUAUUCGAGCAGCCAUGACUUGCAUUCGUUUUUACGAGCAGGACGCCAGAGAUUAUAUCGAUUUGUGUACCAAAUCUCACUUUCUCAUCGAUGCACAGAGACAUUUGGAAACUGAAUUGAACGUGGACAAUUUGAGUAAAAAGCGAAGAAAAAGCAUUAGCUCGUCUCACAAUGGUUCACAUGGUGGUCUAACCAUGGAAAUGGAACCAUCAGAGAUUGACAAACACAUGAAUACGAUAUCCAGGCAAUUGGAAAUUGCCAAAUUUUUGAGCAAAGUCGAAGAAGAAGGUAGACCAGUUGGUCCGUAUUUAAAACAUCUCCUGGAUAUGGAUACUGAAAAUACACAUUCCAAUGAACUGCCAACUCUAUUUGGGAAUCAACAACAGAAGACUAAACUCGCCGUACUAGCUAUAUUAUGUGGACGGAAUAUAGAAGAAGGUUUCGGAAUAGCCUUUAGGAUAUUACAAGAUUACAAUUUGCGCCCGCAAAAAGUAUAUUCUCUAGCUGGCCACGUUCUAGCAUUAGAAAAGAAAAUCGAUUCUAUAGAACAAUUGAUCAAAUGUUGUCGGAGCUCAGGUGCACCAGACUCGCAAGCUAUAUCCGAUCGUGUUUUAACGCACUGCGUGAAGCUUCUACUGCACAAUCCUCAAAUGGAGUCGAAUUCUGAUUUUAAAGAUAGAGUGGAUUCUCUGAUAAGGCUGAUAAACGAUGUUGAAUUAAAGAUAAGCUCGUACAUCGAAAGUAAGCAACUGAAGGCGGCUUAUCUGCUUGCAGUCAAGCACCAACAAGCUCAAGACAUUAGAAAAAUUUUAAAAGAAGCUGAUAGACUCGGUCAAAAUGCCAUUAGAUCCAUUUGUACUAAAUGGUUGAAGCAAACACAGAAUCCAUUGUAGAUAUAUAAAGAAUUAGCGAGCGACUGCGGGAAAGGGGAAAGAUGCGAAAUAAUAAUAAUCAAGAUUUUAGGCUUACAAAGCUUUUAUUGUACUCAAACGUAAUUGGGCACGCCACUCUCACACGUUAAAUGAUAUUUAUAUUUUAUUUAUUCAAGCAAUACGCGCGAAUAUAGUAAUUAAAAAGUUCCCAUUGAUAUUUUAUCGCUCGGAUUUAAUAUAUUAUUGCGAUAUCGUGGUGUAAAUUAAUAACAAUUAAAACGACAAUAUUUAUACUACAAUGAAAUAACAAUUAAUCGAGCGUAAUGAGACUGCCAAACCAUAUACUCUAAAUUAAAUGGUGUUGGCACUGGCAUAUAAUAACCAAAUUUUAGUACGGGUCUGUGAUAUGAAUUAUAUGAAAUAAAUCAUGUUAUCAAUCGAUUAUUUCAACUUGUAAUGUUUUUGCGAGGCAACAUUUUUACUGUAUUUGUGCGUAAAAUCAUUUAUUUUAUAAAAAAUUUAUACACUGGUUGAAAGUUUAUCAAUGAUGAUGUUAAUAAUAAUUGUAUGUACGCCAACAACAGAAUCAUUUAAAUUUUAAUUUUACAUAAAUUUUAUUUUGUAAAAAUACUGCUGUAUUUUAGAUAAUGUAUAUUAAAAAACAAAGAAAGCAUCACAAAAAAUAAUUUUCCUGUAAUUCUUAAACAGUGAAUUUUCUACCAGUGUAUGAAUUGAAAUGAAUUAUUAUAAAUGAAAGUAUAUAGAAUAAAGUAAUAAAUAAUAAUACAUAAUCAUGGUGUUUUAAAGUACUGUCCUAAUGGAAUGUUUGAUGAAUAUAACAUAAGCCGGUGACAGACUAGAUAAAAAUACCAAUUAUAGACUAUCUCUCAUUACCUUGUGGAAUGUACUUGAAUCACAAAAAUAGCAGUUCUUUGUCUCUCAUUCUUUCUUUCCUUUUUUUUAAAUCGAACAAAUCUUACGCCUCAAGUUUUAAUAAAAGUAAAAGG
Molecule: messenger RNA, 14063 nt
Organism: Phymastichus coffea
Lineage: Eukaryota; Metazoa; Arthropoda; Insecta; Hymenoptera; Eulophidae
Gene: Sptz
Exons: 26
Coding region: 316-13077 (4253 amino acids)
Biological process (GO): protein phosphorylation; mitotic cytokinesis; double-strand break repair via homologous recombination
Cellular component (GO): midbody; lysosomal membrane; centrosome
Molecular function (GO): protein binding; ATP binding; phosphatidylinositol-3-phosphate binding
Source: RefSeq, a predicted model, not a curated record